GGCUUCGAUUGUCACAAAUAACGCUCUCUCUCUCUCGGUACCUCAGUUUCCACUGCUGCAUGCGUCCAUGAGCAGCUUGAAGGUCCUGGAGAUGACAUCCAUAUGAACGGAGCAAUACGUCGAGCACCUCGAAUGCUUCUACACGCAUCACCGUCUUGGUCUUGAUCUUGAUACGCAUUCGAUCGGACCCGUCUCCCGGCGAUUCCGGCGAUCGAGAUAAGGGAGCGCGUUCCCCAUCACCGUUUUUGCGGGCGGCGGGCGGCGGCAUGAACAACGGCGAGGGGAGGCGACUGAGCGGGCAGGCGGAGGAGGAGGACGACGAGGACGACGUCGAUGACGGAGGCCGCGAGGCGUGGGAGCGGACCUACGCCGACGAGAGGUCCUGGGAGUCCCUGCAGGAGGACGAGUCCGGGUUGCUCCGCCCGAUCGAUAACAAGGCCCUCUACCAUGCUCAGUACCGGAGGCGCCUCCGCUCCCUCGCCGCGACUAACGCGGCUGCUCGGAUUCAGAAGGGCCUGAUCCGGUAUCUCUACAUCGUCAUCGACCUCUCCAGGGCUGCCUCAGAGACGGAUUUUCGACCGAGCCGGAUGGCCGUCGUUGCAAAGCAUGUCGAGGCUUUUAUCCGGGAAUUCUUCGACCAGAAUCCGCUCAGUCAAAUAGCUUUAGUUACCAUAAAAGAUGGGGUUGCUAAUUGCUUGACAGAUCUUGGUGGAAGUCCUGAAUCCCAUAUAAAGGCUCUGAUGUGCAAAUUGGAGUGCUUCGGUGAUUCCUCGUUGCAGAAUGCUUUAGAUCUUGUUUGUGGAUACCUGGAACAGAUUCCAUCAUAUGGUCAUCGGGAAGUUCUGAUAUUGAAUUCAGCUCUAAGCACUUGUGACCCUGGAGAUAUUAUGGAGACCAUUCAGAAAUGCAAAAAGUCAAAAGUCAGGUGUUCUGUUAUUGGUCUCUCUGCUGAAAUUUUCAUAUGCAAACACAUUUGCCAAGAAACCGGGGGACUGUACUCCGUUGCCGUAGAUGAGUCUCAUUUAAAGGAGUUGAUCCUGGAGCAUGCACCCCCUCCUCCUGCAAUAGCAGAGUUUGCAAUUGCUAAUUUGAUCAAGAUGGGUUUCCCCCAAAGAGCAGCGGAAAAUGUAAUCUCAAUUUGUUUAUGCCAUAAAGAGGCUAGGGGUGGAGGAUACACUUGUCCAAGAUGCAAAGCAAGAGUGUGUGAACUACCUACUGAAUGUCGUAUCUGUGGGCUCACCCUUGUUUCUUCUCCCCAUUUGGCAAGGUCGUAUCAUCAUCUGUUUCCUAUUGCAACUUUUGACGAGGUUACUCCCGUACGACUCAGUACUUCUCAGCACAAGCUACCCAAAUCUUGCUUUGGAUGUCGACAAAGUCUUCUCAAUCCUGGGUGUCUGCUUUUACUUUUUAUUCUGAUUGAAUUGAUAUCAAGGAAAGCUGUUUAGACUUGCAAAGAUAUUCAUGACCUGAGGUUGGUGCGACAAAAGUAAGAUAAUUUACUUUCACCUUCAUGAUGCCUGUCCACCGUGGACCUCAACAAUAUCUCAUACUGGGGGACAGAAAAAAUGGCGCUGUAGUUAUUUCUUCGGGAGAGUGAUUGACCGAGGUUUUGAUGUUGAGGUGCAUUUUCCUUCCGUACGUAAUAUUGAUGUGUGUAAUUGAGCAAACUCUGACACCUGUGGACUAUAUGUGGAAGGUGUGAAUGAAAAAGAGUUUGUACUUUUUUCUGCUUCAAAGAUUCCUUUUAUUGAGGUUUGUUAGAGCUAGAGAAGGUCUUAAUCAAUGCAACAUGGAAUAGCAUAGCAUGAAAGUAUUUUAUAUUUGAUGAAGACAUUUGUCGCUCUACUGCACUAUUUCACUUGGUUAAGAGGAGUUCCUCAAAUUUGUGUCAAAAGAUUAAGAUCUACGUGAUGAGGAACAGAUUGAUUGGAUUGCCUGGGGAUUAUAAGUAUGUCCCAGGCGUACUUAUCUGGUUGCAUAGGGCAGGAAGAGAAGGCAUGCUUAUAUGCACGUGUCAGCUAGCAUGUUAGUACGGCAUAAUGAUGAAAGACAUGGAAAGGGUUUCCGCUAUUUUGUCACAUUAGGCACUGGCCUGUUCUCUUUAGACAGCUACUCUCCUAGAACAUACAUAGGGGUUAUUUUUCUUUGAUCGUAUCUGAGGGGCCAUAUGCUAUUUUAUUUUGUUCAACCUAAGAUCUGUUUUCCUGCAAUCAUGUGAUACUACCAGCUUAUGCCUUGAGAUUUGAUCGUCAUGAACGAUGAAUCUGAUCAAGUUUCACUAAACACAAUGGUUGGUUGUAUGCAAGCAUGUUUUAUGUUGGUUCAUGAUCUGGAAAUGUUCUCGACUCUUUUUUCUUAUUCUUUGAUGUCUUUAGACAUGGAACUAGUCUUGUCUAAUCGUAGAUCUUAUGUUCUGUAUGUAUGCUGCUUCUGGUCAGGAAAUAGACCCAGCCUAUCUGUUGAAUGCCCGAAA
Molecule: messenger RNA, 2473 nt
Organism: Syzygium oleosum
Lineage: Eukaryota; Viridiplantae; Streptophyta; Magnoliopsida; Myrtales; Myrtaceae
Product: general transcription factor IIH subunit 2
Exons: 4
Coding region: 267-1445 (392 amino acids)
Biological process (GO): regulation of transcription by RNA polymerase II; nucleotide-excision repair; DNA-templated transcription
Cellular component (GO): transcription factor TFIIH holo complex; transcription factor TFIIH core complex
Molecular function (GO): zinc ion binding
Source: RefSeq, a predicted model, not a curated record